Peromyscus eremicus (cactus mouse) is the source of this 507-nucleotide messenger RNA. It is a transcript of the gene Ctxn1, whose product is annotated as cortexin 1. The record is from RefSeq and is a predicted model, not a curated record. Lineage: Eukaryota; Metazoa; Chordata; Mammalia; Rodentia; Cricetidae. The transcript is spliced from 2 exons. The coding region runs from base 221 to 469 and encodes 82 amino acids.
CCGCGGCGGCCCGGCUGGCGCGCGUCUCUCCUUCCUCCUUCGGUCUCCACCGCUCCAGGGGCGGGUGGGGUGGGCUGAGCCGGGGCUGCCACAGCCUCCGCCACUACCGCCGCCACCCCGGGAAGACCAGAGCAGAGCAGCGCACGAGUCCCGGGAGAGAGAGGGGCUGCGGGGCGGCCGGUCCCCGUCUAGGACCAAGGGGCGCGCGGCGAUGUGAGCUAUGAGCGCGGCGUGGACACUGUCACCGGAGCCGCUGCCGCCAUCGACGGGGCCCCCGGUGGGCGCGGGCCUGGACGUCGAGCAACGCACGGUGUUCGCCUUCGUGCUCUGCCUGCUCGUGGUGUUGGUCCUGUUGAUGGUGCGCUGUGUGCGCAUACUGCUAGACCCCUAUAGCCGCAUGCCCGCCUCGUCCUGGACCGACCACAAGGAGGCGCUCGAACGAGGGCAGUUCGACUACGCGUUGGUGUGAGGGGGCACGGGGUCCCGGGCCGGUCCUCCGAUCCCGAG